This is a messenger RNA of Alternaria hordeiaustralica, 2358 nucleotides long. RefSeq lists its product as uncharacterized. Bases 1 to 2358 code for a protein of 785 amino acids. The transcript has a single exon. The record is from RefSeq and is a predicted model, not a curated record. Lineage: Eukaryota; Fungi; Ascomycota; Dothideomycetes; Pleosporales; Pleosporaceae.
AUGCCGUUCCUACCCCCCGGAGAUAGUCCUCACAUUACGGCCGGUUUCUCCUCCUCCGAGCUUGCUUCAUGGAUCGACAAUCGCACCGGUAUACCCGCGACUAGUCCGCACACCAGAAUCAAGACUCAGUUUGGUUGCACUAUCAAUCGGAGCUUCAACGUCCAGUCGACGCGCACCGUGUUCCUCCAGGGCAUGCAAGGUCAUCUCAUAGAAGAGAAAGUGUUCAAUAACGAGAAGAAAGCCAAGAUCUUCAUUGAGGGCGUCACGGGAAGUUAUGUAUUGAAUCCCCAAACCCAGGAACGGGUGUGGGUAAACAACAUAUGGGUAUCAGCCAAUGAUGUAUGGAAAGGCAAACGCUGGGUGUCCGAUAUCAAAGACUGGCCAAUCUAUAUCAGUAUUGAUGCUUUCGACUUCAACGCCAUUCAGUGGAUGCGAGAUACUCCUGAUGACCAGAGUACAUUGGGGCGUACCAUCCAUGCGCUCUUGACCGCGUUUCACGAUUCUCCCGCAGACUUCAUGGGCUCGAAGUAUGAAGACGUCGUCAAAAAGAGAAGCAUCGAUUCUAUCACCAAGACCAUCAUCAAGGGCAUCAGGGAAGCAGGCCUCUAUGACACUCUCAACAACCCAGGCUUUCGUUGGCAGGAUCUGGUAGGUGCUGCCACACAUGUCAUCGACGAUUACACUCAAGAGACAGGCGGUGUCUACAUGCGAGUUCAUCUUUCAGAUUCUGUGGUCCCCUACUGGAAACCAAACACGUACUAUGUAUACGUCGGCAAGACUGUCAAUUUCUACCACCGUUCGCAGAGCCACAAGUCAGCGACGUCCAGGUAUGGUGACCUGACCCGAAACUCCGCAUCUUUGGACAUGUUCGCAAUGUGCGUUCUUUCUGAAGACGAUAUUCCAGAUCUCGCCCAUGUCGUUGAGCAGAUAUUUGUUUGUCUUUGUCAAACCUAUCGCAAAUUCAUGUUCUCGGACCGUGUUGCCAGCUCGGGUGGUUCGGGAAUACUCUCGGCCAUUGGCUAUGCCAAGUACUUCACUGAUAUCGCACGCAACGUCUUUGAACGCACCGGGUGGCAUGGGGCUGUUUCUCGGGAAGGGUUCGGAGCGUAUCAAGGUGCCAACUUCAGCUCACCUUUACAAGAAUGGACGGCAUAUACUAACCGGAUCCUUUUCCUUCGCACCGAUACGAGAACCAUGGACAAGGCAUCUGGACGCUCAACUCCUGUGGCAAUCUUUCGCAGCGCCAACCCUAGGAAACUGAGCCAUGCGAGUGUUAUACAACCUGGACAAACGAAGCGUCAACUGGCUGUUUGGGAGAAGAUGCACGGCAAGCAGGGUAUCCGUCUCAGCUUCUGGAGCGACAGCAAGGAUGGCACCAAGGCACCGCUGGCCAACGUCCCAUAUCAUCUUGUUUUUGAGGUUUACAAGGAUGGAAGCCGUCACCCACACGCAUGGUCGCGUCUUUCUGGAAUUGGCCCAUUCUCGAACUGGACACAGGCAAGCUCAUUUGCAAUUCGAAUUGAGUGGGAACAUCCUCCAAAUUCUGGACAAUGGCGCUAUCGAUACAUUCAGACUAGCCAGAUGUUUAGAUUUGUGGACACCAGUGUUCCUGGAGCAUUGAGGAGCUAUGCUACCGCCAUUUCCUUCCUGCAGUGGCUUUUCGGCAAAGCGCCAAACCACUCCUUACCAUGGAUACCUCGCUUGUCUGGCCGUGCAUACGUCCUCCUCGCUGACUUCGACCUCCAUAACCAGAUGAUCACGAUCAAGCGUUCAAACGAGCCAUUUAUUAUACAGCCAUCAACGCUCAGACCUUCCAGCGACAUCUUGAGAGAACUCAAAUCCAGUCACUUGCAGCUGCAAAACGUUGGUGGUGAGUUUGGAAAGUUCUCAACUCGCUCCUUUGGUAGUCAUCGAAAACAAUGCGACGUGUGCACUAUGCUCCCAGACGUAGCCUUCGCCAACGGCGUCUUCAAGAGAGGCUGCAAGAGGGUUGGGAAUUCGAACGUGUGUCAAGUCUGUGAGAUGUUAGGUCGCCCUUGCUGUACUUGGACGGGCACUGGGGGUAUCCGGGAGCCUGGUAAAUUUACCACCAAGGAAAUCACAGGGGCAGCGAAGGAUGCCCAUGGCUUGUCAGCUGAAGACGUGGCACAUUGGAAAAUCGUGCAUCCCGCCCUGAUCAACCAGUUCUAUUCUAUCUUCGGUACAGCAAACCAGAAUUUCAGCAACAAACUGGCCGAGUUGGAUCUGUCGGGACCGCGCGAAGAGGAUCCUUCGGACAUACAGGUCACCUCGGAUGAGCCUGAGUCGGACGAGUCGGACGAUUUGGAGAGUGCCGACGAUGGCGAAAAUGAGUUCUAA